CGGGGGCGGGCGCGGGCGCGGGCCCGGCCCUCUCCUCUUCCUUCUCCUCCUCCUGGAGGGUAAAGGGCGGGUUGUUCGGGUCUGGACAGUGACGCUGGCGGACUCCAACCAACAAUGGCCGGAGCUGAGUGGGAGUCGCUGGAGCAGUGUUUGGAGAAGCACCUGCAGCCCUCAGACUUGCGGGAGGUGAAACGCAUUCUCUAUGGCAAGGAGACCAGGAAGCUCGACCUGCCCAGCAGGGCUUUUGAAUCCGCCUCCGAAGGGGACUUUGAGCUGCAGGGAUAUGCCUUCGAGGCCGCAGAGGAGCAGCUGAGGCGCCCUCGGACUGUGCGUGUUGGGCUUGUUCAGAACAGAACCCCCCUUCCUGUGGAUGCCCCUGUGGCGAAACAGGUCUCUGCCCUUCACAGACGCAUAGAGGCCAUCGCAGAGGUGGCGGCAAUGUGUGGAGUCAACGUCAUCUGUUUCCAGGAAGCGUGGACUAUGCCCUUUGCUUUCUGUACAAGAGAGAAGCUUCCAUGGACGGAAUUUGCCGAGUCAGCAGAAGACGGUCCUACCACCAGAUUCUGUCAGAAGCUGGCGAAGAAGCAUGACAUGGUGGUGGUAUCCCCGAUCCUGGAACGAGACGGAGAGCACGGGGACAUUUUGUGGAACACAGCUGUGGUGAUUUCCAAUUCCGGAGCAGUCCUGGGCAAGACCAGGAAAAAUCACAUCCCCAGAGUGGGCGAUUUCAACGAGUCCACGUACUACAUGGAGGGAAACCUGGGCCAUCCCGUGUUCCAGACGCAGUUUGGGAGGAUCGCAGUGAACAUUUGCUACGGGCGGCACCACCCCCUCAACUGGCUCAUGUACAGCAUCAACGGGGCCGAGAUCAUCUUCAACCCCUCGGCCACCAUCGGAGCGCUCAGUGAGUCCCUGUGGCCAAUCGAGGCCAGGAAUGCAGCCAUUGCCAAUCACUGCUUCACCUGUGCCAUCAAUCGUGUGGGUGAGGAAUACUUUCCGAAUGAGUUUACCUCUGGAGAUGGGAAGAAAGCUCACCAGAACUUUGGCUACUUUUAUGGCUCGAGCUACGUGGCAGCCCCUGACAGUAGCCGCACGCCUGGGCUCUCCCGAAACCGGGACGGGCUGCUGGUUGCGGAGCUCAACCUCAACCUCUGCCGGCAGAUGAAUGACAUCUGGAACUUCAAGAUGACAGGCAGAUAUGAGAUGUAUGCACGGGAGCUUGCCGAAGCUGUCAAGCACAACUACCGCCCCAAUAUUGUGAAAGAGUAGCUGGCCUUCAGCUCCUGCCCACCACGGAAGGCACCUCUGCCCCCAGCAGACCAGCAGGUGUGACAGGCUUUACACGUCCAAGUUCUCCUUGAUGAUUCCCUGAUAACAUUGCUGCCCAGAUUGCUUUUCAAAUGUCAAGACGGUGAGAGUAGAAUGAGGAGUGACUGCAUAAUAGGUACGAGGUUUCCUUCUGGGGAGAUGAAAAUGUUUUGGGACUAGAUAGAGGUGAUGGUUACACACGUGGUGAAUGUAUUAAAUGCCACUGAACUGUAUACUUUAAAAUGGUUCAUUUUAGGUUAUGUGAAUUUUACCUCCAUUUUUAAGAAUCCCAGUCAUUGAUUCUGCAGGUUAAAGUUAAACUGUCAGCAGCUUGAGGGUAAGCGUGGAAGUGUGUGCACUAGUGGGAAAGGGUAACUGGAUGGCUGUGGGCGGGGUGGGGGGACAGUCAUCAGAUGUGUCAGCUGAGCUAGGCUGCAGUCUCCAGUUCUUCCGUCAGACACUCAUCUGGGUGUUGCCGUGAAGGUAUUUUGUAGAUGUGAUUAAAGUCCGGAGCCAGUUAACUAAGCAAGUGAGAUUAUCCUAGAUAAACCCCUCCCUCCCUCCCCCUCUCCCCCCUGUCCCCAUAGGCCUGAUUCAAUGAGCCAAAGGACCCUGUGAGCAGAGCUGAGUCUUCAGCAACAAAGAGGAAAUUCUGCUUGUGCACAGCAGCCUGGGUCUGUGCUGACAGUUCCAGUUUGCCUUUCUGGCAGCCUGCCCUACAGAGUUCAGAUUUAUCUCUCUAGCCCCCAUAAUCAUAAAUCAAUUCCUUGCAAUAAAUCUCGUAACAUAUAUCCUACUUUCUGCUUCUCUGAUUAGACCCUGAAUGAUACAGAUUCUGCUAGCAGAAGUGGUUCUGGAGGAACAGAAUCUUGAGGAUGAGCUUUCUGCAUUGGUUUUAGGUUUUCUGGAAUUUUUCUCUAAUUUGAUUGGAUUUAAAGGCACUCAUGACUAUUUCCAGUAGGAAAGAGGGCAGCAGUCAUCCAUGGUGUGAUGCAUUAGAGAUGUACAUAUAGGAUAGGCCAUCAGCCUGUACCCGAGAGUCCCAGCCUGGCCUUCCUUCCUGGUGGCCUACCCCAUCUGUGGAUUUGGGGCUUUAUCCCCUACUGAUUCUGCUUCUCUGGUUGAGCCCUGGCUGCCUGACUGACAUAGCAGGUGACUCACCUCUCUGCACCUUGGUUUUCACAUCUGUAAAGUGGGACCGUAUCCCCUUUCCUGCUUUAUGUCUCAGGAGAGUAGUGAGACAGACUAGAUGGGCCGGGGAAUCCCUUGGCAGUUGUCAGUGAGGCGCCCGUGUGGGCUCUGUCCCCUGCACCACACAGCAGAAAUCCAGUCUGUGAAGGCUCAAAGCUCUGCAGCUGAGCCCAGCCGAGUGUUCUCUCGGAGGUCGUGGGGCGGGGUGGGGAGGGGGAGAGGCGGGGUCCUCGGUUCCAUUUCACUGUUCCUAGUCAGAGAAGGCAGUGUCAUGUGUCAUGUCUUCCCUGCCCUAGCCCCUGGAUUGCAUGAACAACCCCAUGUCAGGGCUGGGUGCUCCUAGACCGCCACCUGGGGUCAGAAAGCCCGAUGGAGCUGCCUGGCCAUAGCUCUGCGUUACCUCCCUUAACCUCUCUGAGCUUCAGGUUUUCACCUCAUCUAACGGCCCUCUUUGCACCGUCUUUGUCUCAGAUUCCAGCCCUGCAGACAGCGUGAGCUUUUCUGCGUGGCCUUCAGUCUCUAAAACCUUUGUGCCUGUGGUUUCUAAGAUGAGCAUGUAGUCAGCCUAAAAUAGAGGCCAGCUUAGGAGACAAGUUGGUGCAUUUAUGAAAUAGGAACUAAUGCACCAGAAACUAUUUGAUUAUCCACACCUCUCACUGCCUGGAAACAAAACGGUCAGGCCCAUCUUAGAGUAGAUAGGCCCUGCAGAGAUGGAGUCAUUUGAAGGUUUAACUCUUGCCUGGACUUUAUAGAUGCUCAGUAAACAUUUAUGGAAUGAACCUGGGGAGGAAGUUUUUGUUUCUGUGUGAUCAUUGCUGAUGCCACAGGAGGGAAGUGAUGGUUCAUUGUACGGGGCUGUGGCCCAUGGCCCCGGUGCUCUCGGGUGAAGCCUCUGGCCCCUCUGAACCUCAGGUUUCUCACAUCUACGAUGAGAGGUGGCUGGGUUUGUAGCUCUCCAGGGGUUCGUUCUCUAGUUCUGCAGCAUUCCUGCCAGCCCAUGGCUUAUUGCUAAAAUCUGGGGUCAGGGAGGAAUGUGGCCAAACUACAAUGUGCCCAACAGGAAAAAAGGGCAAAGGCGUUCUCCAGGAUACACCAUAAGAGUAUGUUAGGCCACAAAACAAGUCUUAAUAAAUUUGAAAAGAUUGAAAUCA
Messenger RNA from Rhinolophus ferrumequinum (greater horseshoe bat), 3650 nucleotides. It is a transcript of the gene UPB1, whose product is annotated as beta-ureidopropionase 1. Bases 115 to 1269 code for a protein of 384 amino acids. Gene Ontology annotation, molecular function: beta-ureidopropionase activity. The transcript is spliced from 10 exons. The record is from RefSeq and is a predicted model, not a curated record. Lineage: Eukaryota; Metazoa; Chordata; Mammalia; Chiroptera; Rhinolophidae.